Messenger RNA from Leptidea sinapis, 3550 nucleotides. It is a transcript of the gene CYP338A1, whose product is annotated as probable cytochrome P450 28d1. Bases 43 to 1416 code for a protein of 457 amino acids. The record is from RefSeq and is a predicted model, not a curated record. Gene Ontology annotation, molecular function: oxidoreductase activity, acting on paired donors, with incorporation or reduction of molecular oxygen; heme binding; monooxygenase activity. Lineage: Eukaryota; Metazoa; Arthropoda; Insecta; Lepidoptera; Pieridae. The transcript is spliced from 2 exons.
CAACAAUCAGUUACCAGUCACAACCUGAGUUGUUCGUACGCGAUGUUUUUCGAAAGUUUUCUAUUAAAUUUACUCAUCUUACUCAUUCUUAUAAUAGCAUUGCUUUUCGAUUAUGUGACGAAAUACUUCAGCUAUUGGUACAUACGACAUAUCCCUAAUAAAACGCCGAUACCCUGUUUCGGAACUGAUUACCAUCGUAUUAUCGGCUUUAGAAGUACAUCACAGGAAGUGGAUACAUUAUACAAACAAUAUUCAGAGAAAUUUGUGGGAUGUAUCAAAAGCAGAAUCCCGGAUUUAAUUGUGAAAGACCCCGAUGUAGUAAGGAAAAUUCUAUCAACGGAUUUCUUGAAUUUCCAUUCUCGAGGCCUCGGGCUGGACAAAUCUCGGGAUGUUUGUUUACGAAACAAUUUGUUUUACGUUGAAGGUGAAAAAUGGACUCUACUAAGAGAUACAUUAGAAACAUUAUUGAAUAAUAUGAAAUUUGAGACACAAGAAGGCUUACAUGACUGUUUGUCCGGAAUCAAUGGAGAUACGAACAUUCAACAGUUAUUGUGUAUGAUAUUGGAUAUUGUUUUUAAAGAUUUACUCAUCGGUAAUGAUGUAGAAGAAUGUAUUAUAACACAUUUGAGACAGAGAGCUAUAAAGCGCUCGUUCAAAGAUAAAGCGAAGACCUAUUUGAAAAAUAUUUUCCCGUCGCUUUUUGUCCUAUUUAACUUGGAGUCGUCGCUUACUACAGAGUGUUUAAAAGUACGCAAUAUUAAUGAAACGAAGUUGUACAAAGGUUUUAAGAAGGCCAAAUCAAUUUCUCAACUCGAUUCGAAAUCAAUUAAAGUGAGAGCUGAAAAUGAAAUAGAAUUAGGUGUACUGUCGUUAUUUAUUACUGAAGGCUACAUACCUUGUUACAAUGUACUAACAGCGCUAUUAUACGAAUUGGCAAAACACCCCGAGAUCCAAGAACGUGCAAGGAAUAAUGAAAAUAAUCUUAAUUUAGCUAUAAAAGAGACUCUGAGGUUAUACUCACCAUACGCAAAUAUUACUCGUAAAUGUAUAGGAAGAUAUUUGGCUUCCAAAGACUUACUCAUUGAUAAGGGAGUGAUGAUAACUAUACCUACAUCUUCUAUGCAAAAAGACGAAACAUUAUUUAAUGACCCUGAAUCUUUUAAGCCGGAAAGGUUUGAAAAGACUGAUGCUGUGGAUGGCUUUUACCCAUUCGGGAUGGGACCGAAGAAGUGUGUUGGUGAAAAUCUAGCAAUGAGCCUGAUAAACGGAGUCGCUGCUGCCAUACUACAAAAGUUUUCCAUCGAGGUCUGCGAUGCAACAGUUACCGAACUACAAAUGGUGGAUCACGAUUUCAUGAGAAUUUUGGAUUCUAAUGUUUGGCUUAGAUUUAAACCUCUCAAUACCAAUCAUAGUUAAUAUAGAAACCUAAACAGGUUUCUAUAGACAAACGUCUAAGAAAUAAUAAGCUCGGAAUAUCCAAGGGUAUGAAAUAAAUUAUUGUUAAAAUAACACUAUUUUAAGGAAAAUUUAUCGAAAAAUAGCAGAAUAGCCAGAAUUGUUUAUUAGUUUAGUUUGUAUUAGCACAUGAUUGUGAGAUAAUGUUGUAAUAAAUUAAUCAAUUUGAUAUUACCAAUAUUGAUGUCUUAAUAAAUAUUUGUAUCAAUUAACUAAGUCUAAAUUUAAUUUGUAAGCACAAUUUAUGAACGACGCAGAACUCUAACCCGUGACCUUUCAGGUUCCGUCCGAGCGCUCUUCCACUAAGCCGACCUUCUGAGUGACGUACGGUUCGUAAAUCUUGGUAUGCCUUGUUCAACUCUUAGAUUGUGGCUCCAUCUACAGGAUGUACUUUACAGUUGAUAACCUGCUCAACCCCAAUAAUUGCAUAUUAGGAAAUUGACUUGAGGUGACGCUCUUUCAAAUCUAAACAGAUUGUUAUUUUUUAAAAUUAUAGCCCUCACUUAUGGAAUUAUUAAAUUUAAUUUGUAUGAUAAUUAAUCCCAGAAGUGAGGAAUAUCAUUUUAUAAAUAAGAAAUUGUAUAGUAACUUGUCUUACAAGUUCCACCAUUUUCUCCCAUUGCAUCCUGCAUCAAUGUGUUUAAUAUUUUGUAUUAAUCAUGCGGGAAAAUUAGUAUCUUGGCGCUCGAAGUUGCGUUUAAAAAAGAGCCGUUAGCCCAUUUUAAAAUUACGCGUGAGUUUUUUUGUAAAAUAAACUGUUGUUUGAGUGCGAAAACUUUACUUGUCGCACGCAAAUUAUAAUUGGCACACGCAAAUUUAGAUAAAAUUGCUAAAAUAAAUAAAUAGUAACAAAUAAGACACAAUCGAAAUAUCAAAACUGAAUUGAGGUUCGAGUUGCACAAUAAUAAACUAUUACGGGUUUAUUUUUAAUAUUACAAAUAAUAGUUUUAGUUACUUCUUAAAAAAUGAGCUGUAUGUUAGUUAAAGUGUGCUCAAAAUAAAUACAGCUUACGUGAAAAAAACCGACACAAAAACAUUUUAAAUAUUGGUUUUCUCGUAUAAAUAAAUACAUAAUAUAGCAUUCACCAAGCAAACACUUUAAUUUUAUGUACAGACUGAGUAAUUCAAAUGAAUGGUUCGUUAUUUUUGGUAUAUUUUUAUGGAGGAGGAGAUAAACCGAUCCUCUGCGACCUCUCUCUGAAGCACCAGCGGAAUCACAAGAUCUUUGCCUACCUUUUAAAUAGUUGAGUAAACGUACAUAUUAAUUCAAAAACCGGAAACUAACACUAUUGUGUAGAGUAAAUACUAAUCCUUUUAGCAAUGAAUCACGCACAGUAUUUGUGACUUAUCUUCAAUAAUAUUUUAUUUUAAAAAAAAUAUUUAAAGUUUUAAUUUAGUAGAUUAAGACGUUUUUUCUAUGCAUACAAUUAUGUGUUGCGUUAUAUUAUAUUGCUAAUCAAGUUAAACAGACACAUUGGUGCGUGGCGGGUGAAGACCAAACCGGGAGCCCUGCCGAUACUUUCAAAAGUAGUCCUGAAUGUAAUGUAAUGUAUUUGACGUUUCCUUUUAGAAAACCGCGCGCAGGAACUUUUUUAUAUGGACUUUCGGGCCAUUGGCUGGCGGUGUGGCCUCUCUAACCGUGCUAAUCGUCUGAUUUAAGCGUUACACAAGAGCGUCAGAUUUAAUACCGUUACACGAUAUAUGUAAGUACGUAUAGUUGCAUUAUGAUAUGGAACACCCUUUCGAAAAGUAUUUAUUUGGAAAACUAUGUAUUUUAACUUCGUAAAGGAUAUAUCCGAUUAUUUCACUAUUAUACAUACGUGUAUUGGUUUAUUAAUAUAUCUACCAUCGUAAAGACAAAAUAUGCUGCUACCCACAAAAAUACUGAAUACUUCUAAUAAUCCUCAAUUUAAUUAUAUAAACCCUUUGAGAAAUAGCUAAAUAUUGUAUGGUCGAAUUGUGUAUCUUAUAUAUAUGUCGCGAGGGCAUAUUAUAUCUAUCUCUUAUGAUAAAAUACUAUAUCCAUUCUAAUACUUUAAAAAUUGACAAUUAAUCCUUAUCAUUUUAUUACUACAAAAUAUUAAUCAUUCAGAAA